AACCCGGAACUGGAGGCGGAUAUGAGUCUGACCUGUAGUAGAUGCUCAAAUGAAGAUGCCAGAUGCUCAGGCUCAUCGGUUAUGUUUGCUCAUUUUUGCAUUAGUUUUCCGUCUCGGAACAGCGUCCGAGGUCUCCGUAUGGAAGGUGGAUAUCAACUCGACACAGGAUGCUGUGUUUCGAAAGACGCUGUACGCCAACACCACCAUCUUCAUGAAGUUCCAGGGUGACACAGCAUCAUGUGAUAGAAAUCUACCCUUCAACAUCAGCUGGUACCUGCGCUCCUCUGUUUGCUACAAUGAGGUCUUUAACACACCAGACAACAAAGCGAUGAACAUGUUUGGUAUGGACCACAUGUUGAAGGACGGCUGGAGUGGCUUCUACAGUCAGGGUUACAUGUACUUCGACAACUGCUCCUCCCUCUUCUUACCGAAGGUGUAUUAUGCAGACUUCAACCCAUAUCAGCCCCUCACUAGCCCAAAUAGUGACCCAUCGAAUCAGAGCCUUAUUUGGCCGGACAAGCCGGACAUCAGUGCAGUGGCCAAAGCCUGGGAGGACAGUCCAUAUCUGUUCAUAGUGAAGGUUCAGCCUGUGUUCCGCGGAGUUGAGGAAGAAGACAUCGGGGCAGAGCAGCUCAACUUUGCUUUCACAAUGAAAGUUGAGAUGAAGGGACCACAUGACUACUCUUCUCCAGCAGACUGGCCCCUGAUGAUGUUCUUCAUGAUCAUGUGCAUUGUGUAUGUGCUGUUCGGGGCUCUCUGGCUCUUCUGGUGUGCCUGCUAUUGGAGGGAUCUAUUGCGGAUCCAGUUCUGGAUCGGCGCUGUCAUCAUUCUCGGCAUGCUGGAAAAAGCUGUGUUUUACUCAGAAUACCAGAGCAUCCGUUACAAAGGAGACUACGUUCAAGGUGCUGUGAUUUUUGCUGAGCUGCUCUCUGCACUCAAAAGAUCUUUAGCCCGAAUCCUGGUCCUCAUUGUCAGUCUUGGCUAUGGCAUAGUCAGGCCCAGGUUGGGUACCACAGUGCACCGGCUGGUAGCUGUUGGGCUUCUCUACCUGCUUUUCUCCUCUGUGGAAGGUGUGCUAAGAGUGACCGGUGGUUUCUAUGGGACCGUUGCCCUGGUGGCUAAUCUCAGCCUCUCCCUUAUUGACUCCUGUGUCAUGUGGUGGAUUUUCAUCAGUCUGUCACAAACCACUCGUCUCCUGAAACUCCGCAGAAAUGUAGUGAAACUCUCUUUGUAUCAGCACUUUACCAACACUCUCAUCUUCACUGUUGUCGCUUCAAUCAUAUUCAUCAUCUGGACCACCAAAGUCUUCAAGCUGGUAGACUGCCAGACGGGUUGGAGGGACUUGUGGGUAGACGAUGCCUUCUGGCGUCUCCUGUUCUCCACCAUUCUGCUGGUUAUCAUGGUGCUGCUGCGGCCCUCUGCUAACAGCCAGAGGUUCUCCCAUUCUCCUCUGAUUGAUGAAGAUGAUGAAGAGGAAGAGGCCAAGGAGCCCAUGCUGAAUGAGGCUUUUGAGGGAAUGAAGAUGAGAGGCUCAAAGCCUGAUUCUAAUGGCUCCCAGAAACUGUUGAGUAAAGAGGAUGAAGACCUAAAAUGGGUUGAGGAGAACAUCCCUACAACUGUUGCUGAUGUAGCUCUCCCUGUAAUGCUAGAUGAGGAAGAGGAAAUCCUGAAAACCAAGAUGGAGAGAUCCAAAAUGGAAUAGAAGUAAAUGCGAGAAGAUGAUGCGGGAAUGGGAAAAAAAGGCAAUUUCACUGAGGCAGCAAUGAAUGCAUUCUGAGUGAUUACAAAAAAUGUGGGCAAAGCUAACUGUUCUCUCCAGACACUUUACAUUUAUAUUUUUAUUUCACAGGAAUUGUGUAACACUAUAAUAAGCUCAGAGAUGCAUUAAUAGUGUGUUUAUAUUAAGGGGUACUGUGCAACCUGUAGUUGGAUGGGUUGGCUGUUAAUGUCAAGAUCAGCAUUCUGGGAGGGGGGUGAAAGUGAAGCAAUUACCCAGCAGAGCAUUUUGAUUAAUAUUUUAUUUGUUUCAAAGAUGUUUCUUCAGUGUCAUAAUCUUGGCCAAAAUCGAGCAGAAACUGGGCAUUUUCCACAGUGUCCUUGUGGAAAAUAGGAUAUUUAUCGAAUUUAUCAGUUUUAGACUAAUACAGUAUUUAAUGGGGCGUGUGGUUUCUUGAGCACUGGGGUGCAAGAUAAAAACAUUUGAAAAGUUUCCCCACCCACUUCAAAUUGCAGAAGUGACCCCAGUCAGUGUCUGAUUGGUGAAAUUUGUAGGACUGUGAGGACUGAUUUCGAAUCUAUUCAGGUACAAAUCAUGACGCUUGGCAGUUGUCUCAACCAAGAAGUCAGAUGAUGGAAAACACAUGCUGAAAACCCCAUGUUAUUGUGCAUAAUAAGAUUAUAUUUAAGCCAACACAGCGACUUUAGGUUAUCUUCAGAGAUGUGCUGUGCCCUAACCUAAAUGUAAAAAAACAGGCUGUUUUCAACAUGUGUUUUAUUGCAUUACAUAUUUAAUAGGUCACAUGAUGACGUAUAUUUAAUAUUGAAAUGAGCGAGCAACUGUAUGGUAUGAUUAACCAUUUAGCCAGAUAACUAAAACAAAAAAUAACAAUGUUUUAAUGCUUUUACCUAACCAGUGAAGAUUACCUGGGCUCAUUUCUUGUAUCUGCACCAACAAAUUAUAUAUGUACAUAUUAUUGUUACCACAUAACUAACACUUUGUUGUCUGGCUAACUGAGUAAUCCUGAUAAUUCUAUGUAAACACGGCUGCAUCAGUGAAUAUUGAUACUUGAAGCAUAUCGCAGUCAGGGUAAAACAUGCUACAUCUGUGUUUGGGUGAUUCUUGUGUUGAAACCCACUGUUUUCUGGGCUGGGAGAAUGUAAUGGCCCUCUUGGUCAUGAAACUCUUUCAAAGCCAAGUAAAUACUUUCGUAAACACAGAAUCAGAAGUAUCCAUUUUGUACACACGAGCGUUACACCAGAUCACUUCUCUGAGAUGUCAUUCUUUACACAGAACAGUUCAAGCAACUGAAAAUAUGACUCUAAUAUUGGCGAUUUUCAAGCUUUUACUGACAAGUGAAAGACUGCUUGGUCCUUAGUGAGUGGGGAACCUGUAUGACCCUCAUAAAGAAAAUUCCAGACCUGUUUUCAAGCAGAAGUAGUCAUAAGUCUAAACUUGAUGGAUGUUUAUUUUCAUUUCUAUAAAAAGUAACAUUUUGUAGCUUUUCACAUAACAGCAGUGAUUUAGGUCCACUUUGUGUUGUUGUCACCAGAGUGAAACUUUAUUUUUUAGCUACUGAAUCUCUGAACCCAUUAAUAAGCCUCACGGAUGUGGUGUGUGCCUAAAUUCGAAAAUAGAGGAAAUUUGCUGUAUGUAUGUAAUCCUUUCUCACUCCUCCUCCACUAACUGGGCCAGAGUUUUGUUAAGGUUCCUCACCCAAAUUCAAUAGCACAGGGUAGUUAAAAAAAAAAAUAAAAAACUUGUACUGUACACACUAAAUAAAUAAUCUUCAUUUCACCACAAUUACAGAUUCCUUUGAGCCUAUCCCAUUCACACUGCAAAAUAAUCUUGCCUUAUCUGGCAGAAUUAUAUCCCCGUCCUUGUGCAAUCUACUGCAGUAUGUGCGGAUAUUCUAAAUUCCUUCAUUUAUGAUUUUUAUAUUUGUCCAAGUCUUGUUGAGGAUAUUUUAUUUUAGAGAGACACUAAAGCCCAAUUUCUGGAUGUAAGUCUGCAUUGUAAUGUGAAGCUGAUGAUAUUGUAUGGCUUUUUGCGUAUGUCCUGCAAAUAAAAUUUAUAUUGAAACAUG
Messenger RNA from Siniperca chuatsi (mandarin fish), 3803 nucleotides. RefSeq names its product transmembrane protein 87A-like. Lineage: Eukaryota; Metazoa; Chordata; Actinopteri; Centrarchiformes; Sinipercidae. Gene Ontology annotation, cellular component: Golgi cisterna membrane; Golgi apparatus. The transcript is spliced from 20 exons. The record is from RefSeq and is a predicted model, not a curated record. Gene Ontology annotation, biological process: retrograde transport, endosome to Golgi. The coding region runs from base 50 to 1702 and encodes 550 amino acids.